UGGUGAGAGAAGACAUUCCCUCACUCCUUCUUCCAUUUUGGUCCUGAAAUUGUUUUAAUUUUUUUACUAAACUACACCAUUCAGUCAAUUUCAAGCGUCCGUGGACAUUUCAAGCCUGGGUUUGAUUGUUUGUUGACCUACGGAGAAGCACCGCGGGAAUUGAGUCAAAGUUCCCCCGUCCGGAGUGAGGGAUGAGCGGACUGUUGGGCAGCAAGGAGUCGGUGCUUGAAUAAACACAAGGAGAGACAGCGAGGGUGCUCUUAUCGCCGCCGAAAUGGAGCAAACUAAAGUUCCAGCCACAGUGUCUCCGCAUGAAGUCCUGAACAGAAAAACAACUAGACCUGACCCAGAGGGGGCUAGCAGUCCCCAGAAGACCGCUCAGGGGAUGGAAUCGCCAGCAAGGAAAGACGCCGAGCGGAGACUGACCACCCCGACUAAAGCCGACGUGAUCCCCGCAUCUCCGGGGUCGCCGGCUUCACCUGCCCCCAGGUCCAAAAGAGACGUCAUGAAGUCAGACGAGAGGCAGCAGCUGGCCAAAGAGCGCAGAGAGGAGAAAGCCAAAUAUCUGGAAGAACUCAGCAAGCUACAAGCGGCUAAGAAGAGUCAGUGGUUGGAGAAGGAAGAGAAGGCACGGCAGCUGAGGGAGCAACAGCUGGAGGAGCGGCGCAGGAAGCUGGAGGAACAACGCAUCAUGGCCGAAAAGCGCCGGGCCGCCCUGGAGGAGAGACAGAAGCAGAAGCUUGAGAAGAACAAAGAACGCUAUGAGGCAGCCAUCCACCGCUCAACCAAGAAGACGUGGGCCGAAAUCCGCCAGCAAAGAUGGUCCUGGGCCGGGAAUCAGAAUCAGAAGGAGAGCAGAUGCUCUGUUUCUACCGUCAACCUGCCCAAACACGUGGACUCAGUCAUAAACAAGCGACUCUCCAAGUCCUCUGCCACGCUCUGGAACUCCCCCAGCAGAACCCGCAACCUCACACUGAGCCCAUGGGAGAGCAGCAUCGUGGACCGCUUGAUGACGCCCACCUUGUCGUUCCUGGCUCGGAGCCGCAGUGCCGCCAGUGUGCUCCCCAAUGGAAAAGACGGCCAGUCUCCGCUGUGCCCCCGCUCGUCCUCUGCCAGCCCGCUGACGCUGUGCGCCCACCAGCCCCACCACCGCUGCUCCGAACGCUGGAGGGUGACGUCCAGCACGCCUGAUAUCACUCAGCGCCAACACAGACGCAGCUCCACACCCGUGGACAGGACCAAAAAAGAGAAGAAGGACAAAGAGCGGGAGAAUGAAAAAGAGAAAAAUGCUCUGACAAAGGAGAAAUUCCUCAAGAAGAGGCAGUCUCUUCCCAGUAUGAGACACAGACCAGACCUGAGUCCGAGCCCGCUAUCAAGACCGCGGCCAUCAUCACCCGUCACGCUCAAAGGCAGGCCCGCCUCCCCGAGCCCCGCCAGUUCCCCGAAACCUCCAUCUGCACGCAGCAGCCCAUCGACCCCGAAAGGUCGGCCCAGGAGGGCGAGGACUCCCGCCAGGGUGGACCACCGCACCUCCUCACCCGUCCCGCUGGAGAGAGUGAGGGAGCCUCGCAGAUCGGCCACCCCUGACAACAGUCGCUGUUCCCCUGUGGUUCCUGCUGUACAACCUGCUUCCAACAUUUCAGAUUCGUCCGCCGCCGCUGCAUCGCCCAAGCCACCCAGGAAAGAUGCUCCUUCAUUUCGGGUAUCUUCCCCUGCACCCUCACCGUCCGCCAAGCCCAUGGCAGGCACCAACGACCCAGAGGAGGCCGCACGCAUCCUGGCUGAAAAGCGGCGGCAGGCUCGCGAGCAAAGAGAGCGGGAGGAGCAGGAACGACGUGAACAGGAGGAAAAGGAGAGAAUCCUAAAAGAGGAGCGACUGGCAAGGGAGGCAGAGGAAAGGCGGCGUCGCGAGGAGGAGGCCCGCGCUAUCGCGGAGGAGCAGCAGAGGCUGAACGAAACCCGACGGCUACAGGAAGAGAAGGAGGCGCAGGAGCGGGCCAAAAUCGAGCACGAGGAGAAUCUUCGUAUGCAGAAACAGAAAGAAGAAGCCGAGGCUAAAGCUCGCGAGGAGGCGGAGAAGCAGCGUCUGGAAAGGGAGAAACACUUCCAGAAGGAGGAGCAGGAGAGGCUGGAGAGGAAGAAGCGCCUGGAGGAGAUCAUGAAGCGAACACGCAAGACAGAUGGAGGCGACAAGAAAGAGUCAAAAUCUCAAGUCAGCGACAAAGAAGCAGAAAGCAGCAAAGAAUCUGCUCACUGUCAGCCGAGGUCAGAGGUCAAUGUGGUCGCCAACAACAAUAACAAGACAGAACAUGGACAGAGCGGCGUUAGACAAAGCCCCCCAGUCCAAACGGUGAAUGGAGUCCAGCUCGGCGGAAGACACGAGAAUGGCUUGUCCACUAAAGGAGACGCGACCAGCUUAGAGGACAUUAUCAUCAACGCCGCCAACGGGGCACGGGGAAAGUCCGAGACCAGUAUGGCUCCUGAGGACAUCCUGGGUUUCGAGAGUGAUGAGACCUUCAUGAAGAAGGCGGGGCCACUGAAACCUCAGCAUGUCGCAGAAGUGCUGUGAUGGCACGGCGGUCCCGCGUCAAUACGUCUCUGGCCUCACAUGGGGAAGCCUACCGUGUUCUGACCCCUCGGUCUACGUCUGUGAAGAUGAAUGAAGCAGAGGGCGGGGUCACAGAUGAGGAGCACCGCCUGACAGGAUGCGAGAAAUGAUUGCGUGCACCUUAUUCCACAAUGACAGUAUCAUCCUUUGUACAGGAUAGUACUGCUAAUGCUACACAAAUAAUGCACACAUGAACAAAAGGAAGGGCAGACGUUAUGAGGUAGAAAAAAAACACUCAAGUGAUUUCCUGUAUAAACAUGUUCAUAGCUACUAUGAAUGAGUGUACACAUACAAUAGGGCAAAUACACAUAAAUAGAUUCCUAUUUAAAAGCAUUGGUUCUUUUUCUUUUUCAUGACAAAUGUGCAUGGUUUUGCUCAUUUGCGUCUGGACUGAUCCAGAUGUGUGUGUAAAUGUUAUAAAUAUAUUUUGACGUGUGCUGUAAGGUGCUAGGGAAGUCUUAUUAAAAAGCAAACU
Doryrhamphus excisus (bluestripe pipefish) is the source of this 3083-nucleotide messenger RNA. It is a transcript of the gene map7d1a, whose product is annotated as MAP7 domain containing 1a. The record is from RefSeq and is a predicted model, not a curated record. Gene Ontology annotation, biological process: microtubule cytoskeleton organization. Lineage: Eukaryota; Metazoa; Chordata; Actinopteri; Syngnathiformes; Syngnathidae. Gene Ontology annotation, cellular component: microtubule cytoskeleton.